This is a messenger RNA of Aureobasidium uvarum, 540 nucleotides long. NCBI's taxonomy places the organism in Eukaryota, Fungi, Ascomycota, Dothideomycetes, Dothideales, Saccotheciaceae. The record is from the annotation of a GenBank genome assembly.
AUGAACAAAGACACGCGCAAGCUGAUCCUGCGCCUCCAAAGCGAAGACUUGACAGCUCUAUGGACUGCAUCCACUGACAACAAUUCCGAAAUUGACGCCACUGUGCGUGCCUACCGCCGCCAAUUGGACUUGUUGAAUCGUCACCUCGAGGACACACUUCAGGCUAGGACAAUUGAAGAUGCUAUGGAAGCCGUCGACCAUGGGGCACCAACAUCUCUCCAAAUUACUGGCGUCAAUGCGCCUAUCUUGACCAAGCAUGGUGAUGUUCAUCAAAUUGGCGGUGUCUACUUGUAUCCUGACACGCCUUCCUCGUUUUCAUCUGUAGCUUCAACCCCUGCACUUGUCGUUGCGACAACUGCACGCUCACUUCCUCAAACCUCUGAGCGUCCUGUUGUGCGUCUCCCUCCGGUCCCCAUACAUCCCAUCGUCCGCCUUCCUCAUGUUACACCAAGUGCGGAAGAGGGCGAGAAACAAAGGAGCUUGUUCAGAGAAAAGACUAAGGCUGCAAUUCGACGCAGACAAGAAGAAAAAAGCACUUGA